Schizosaccharomyces cryophilus OY26 is the source of this 1208-nucleotide messenger RNA. RefSeq lists its product as uncharacterized. Gene Ontology annotation, biological process: mitochondrial fission; autophagy of mitochondrion; peroxisome fission. NCBI's taxonomy places the organism in Eukaryota, Fungi, Ascomycota, Schizosaccharomycetes, Schizosaccharomycetales, Schizosaccharomycetaceae. The coding region runs from base 429 to 869 and encodes 146 amino acids. Gene Ontology annotation, molecular function: protein binding. The record is from RefSeq and is a predicted model, not a curated record. The transcript has a single exon. Gene Ontology annotation, cellular component: mitochondrial outer membrane; peroxisomal membrane.
AAAACUAGAAUAUGCAGCAUAAGUAGAAAUUGAAGCAAACGACGUGAGUGGAAAACUUCGAUAUUCAUACUACCUAUAUGAGUAUCCAUGAUGGUUUACUGAGAGACUUUAUGGCAAGAAUACGAGAGCUUUCUAGAAUUUAAGAAAGGUGUUGAAACAUUAACGAAUUUUCAAUCAAUUCAUUAUCUUACUUAUUACAGUUUAUUGAGCAGCUAUCUCGAUUUUUCUGAAGUGUUUGCUCUGUUCGUUUGUUUAUCCUAUAGGAAAGCAAUGUUUGUUUACAAACGUUCUGCAAAAUGCAAAAUGUCAGCCAAAAGCUUUUCUUCCGAGAGCAAAACACUAAGCACCUCAGACGAAUCUCUUUUUGGGCUUUUUAUCCAAUUUUUUAGUGCCCUCUCGGGUCAGUAACAGCAUCCAAUUCCGGGUCAAUGAGUUCCUGCAGCGCAGACAGUUACGGCCAACACAUCCGAAACCGGUUUGAGUCUGAGCAGCCAAAUCCAAGUGUUGGUACAACUUUUGAAUAUGGUUGGUACCUAAUUUCUAGGCGCUGCUCUCAGGACGUCGAAGAAGGCAUAGCCAUGCUCCGACGUUGUAUGGAGUAUGACCUUACUUUGUAUCGAGAAUCCAUGUAUUCAAUAGCCCUUGGAUACAGUUUUCUAAAAAGAUACGAUGAUGCUCGAUACUGCACCAUGGCACUUUUGCGUGAGUACCCCAACGACGCUGAAACAAUCAAACUCCAUGCCGAGUUAAAGGAAAUGAGAGAUAGAGAAGUGAUUGCUGCAAGCUCUUGUAUAGCUGCUUGUACAGCAACGACUUUUGGUCUCCUCCUAGCCUCUUGGAUUCACCGGUUAGUUACAAACGACCGUUAAACCACUCAUUACACGAGCAACGUCAACGAGAAAUCAAAGGCUUAAGGAUUCACUUAAGGAACUUUUAACGUCUCCAUAUGACUUCUUCUAUAACUAGUCUGAAUGUCUCUAGUUUUCGAAAGAUCGGGCAUUCAGCUACCUCAUCCGAAACUUCCAGCUUUCAGACUGGAUUUGGGGUUUUGAACGUCUUUUAUCAAAAUGAAAACAACCAUAAAGGUGGCAUUCUUAUUUAGUUACCAGAUUGUUGAUGGAUAAAGCACAAUACGCCCGCAUGUCUGGUUCAUUCUUUACCUCUUUUACCUAGUAAAGAAUUUUACGAUAAAAGACCAUAUAUUACUA